Molecule: messenger RNA, 873 nt
Organism: Lepisosteus oculatus (spotted gar)
Lineage: Eukaryota; Metazoa; Chordata; Actinopteri; Semionotiformes; Lepisosteidae
Source: RefSeq, a predicted model, not a curated record
AAGUUUUUUUGUAUGAAAAAAAUGGGGAGAGGAGUGGUUGUGAUGGAUUUCCUUUUGCCUGGAUUGUUAGCAUGGCUCUGUGUUACAGUGGCCAAAGCCCAGCUCAAGGGUCAAGAUGCUGUUUUUGGUAAAGAGGAAGGUUAUGAUGCUUUUGAGCCAAAUAUGGGUAGUCCUGUAUUCCGGGAGACCCCACCAGAUGGAUAUGAUGGUUAUUCUGCUGGAGAGGUGAGAGGGGUACUAAAUGGGGAAGAGCAGGACUUGAUGGAAAUGAGCUCUGAUGCUGAGGGGGAAGACCUGGAUAAGGACUCGAGUGCUGAUGUGCAGAGAGAUGUGGCAGCAGUGACAACUGGUCCCUCUGAAGCAGAUCCUCCUUCAUCUGACCCUGAGUCUCAGGGUGACCCUGAGCAGCAGCAAUCCCGCAGCCGCCCCCUGCUGUCCUGUGGCAAGAGCAGCAUGAUGCUCAAGUUCUCUGUCAGGAGGUUCAGCCGAGUCUACCUGCUGAAGGGCAAAAUGGCUCCUCUCUUGGUCACCAGUCUCCCAAAGCACUGUGGGCACAAGGUGUGGACCACCAGGAGCUGGCUGGUGCUGGUGGCUUCCUACAAAGGGUGUUACAUCAGGACCUGGCUGCCUCUGCCCAAGCACCACCGCCGCUUCCACAUCCAGACCUUCCAGUUCCUGGACAGCACCUCCUACUCCUACAUCAAUGAGGAGAUCUACUUCAUGUGCUCCACAGAGCUGUGCCUACCGUCUGAGCGGCAGUGUGUGGAGGGCUGCUUUGAUGGCCGCAAAAUCCCAGUGCUGGAGAACCCAGAUGCUGACAGGCGGUGUGUCAGGACUCCCUGCCCGGGAAAGGAUGAGGGCCCCAGGGACUGA